AUGACAAGUCUAUUGUUUGCUUUUAGUUUAUUUUUGUCGUUUUCUGUUGGGUCGAUUUUCCCAUUCUCAAUAUCAAAUGGACCAGCAGUGAAUGAUACGUUACAAAAUGCCAUCCGAUCACAACGUGAUGUAUCUAAACCAAUUCCAAUUGAUCGAGUUGGGUUUUCUGGAGUAUCUUUGAGUUUAUUCUUCGAAUCUGAAGGGUAUAGCAGUGAUUCAUUAUCUAAUUUGAAUGGAUUAUUAAAAGAAAAUGUAGAUGGGGUGAUGAUUGACUUAUAUUGGAAUGAAUUCACUUCCAAAUGGCAACUAUGUCCAGCUCCUUUUCCAAAUAAUAUAACAUAUACUACUGCUAGUAAUCGAAUUGUUGAUGUGCUGUGGAAUAACAAAACAUAUAAAUGUGACCCUAAUCUAUCUACUGAUAAUAUCAUGUCCAUUCUUAAUAGCUUCAUUCGUGAUACCAACACCGAUGUUGAAGCCAAUUUCAUGCAUGUCAUGUAUAAUUUAAAGUCGAUUCAUUAUGAAAAAUCAAAUCAAACAAUUAGUUUGGAAAACAUCUACAAAGAAAAGAAUUCGAAUCUCAAUGUUGUUGGAAUGGACACUUUGAAUGAUACAGUAAGUUUAUUGAGUUCAUAUAUCUUCACACCUACACUUCUAAAACAAUAUCAAAGCACAUCAAAUAAAUAUACCAAUUCAAGUUCAAGUAUUCGUUACAUUGAUAGUCUUAAUGAAACACAAGCUAUACAAGACUUUUAUAGUCAAUCAACCAUUCUUAUGCCUUCUUUACAAACCGUUUUAUUAACUCAAUACAAGAGAUUAAUGGUUCAUGUCGUAACCAAUGACAUGGCAGAAUCUAGUCGAUCUUAUCAAAUCAGUUCUAGUGAUAAAGAUACAAUAUUUUUCAACAGUGAUCUCCCUGCUCUGAUUUUCCACACAGAUAAUGCCCUGGCAGAUGAAUUAUGUUAUGAAUUAUCUGAUGCAUAUAAUGGGACCGAUGUAAAUAUUGCGGAAUUUAAUAAAGUACUGUUAAAUGCAACACUAAGACUUGUUGUCGAUGAUGAUAAAACUCCAUUCACAACAAAGAGUUUAUCGAAAUAUGUGAGAUGUGGAUAUUGCCCCAUAUUCAAUAGCACCGAAUAUUCAUCGCAGAAAGUAACAGAAGGUAAUAGUCUGAUUAUCAGUCGAGAAUUUGCAUCUAAUCUUUUUUGGUCUUGGGCCCCAGGGCAACCUUCUGGUCCCGAUAACUGUAUAAAUUGCACACGUCCAACGACCAACAAUACCUCGAAACAUAGCGACGACAACGGAGAGGAGGAAGAAGAAGGUAAUAAUAUUGCAUAUAAAUGUGUUGCAUUGACAGAAGAAGGUUGGGAAGUGUCCAAUUGUUAUGAAAAAUAUUUAUUUGCAUGUCAAAAUAAAUUAUCUAGAAAUGAAUGGAAAUUAAACAACUCCACCAAGAGAAAUUAUUUUGAUAUUGAUGAUGAUGAUUGUCCUGAAGGAUAUUUUUUCAGUUUACCUCGACUGAAUAUUGAAAUGCUUUCAUUGAUGACUACUGUUAAACAAGAAAAUGUCAAUUAUCCAAUUUGGAUUGAUUUGAAUGAUAUUACGGUGGAGAAUUGUUUUGUUUCCGGUGGACCUUAUGCUCAAUGUCCUUAUCAGGAAACUGUGACUACAGAUAAAUUUGUCCGUAUGAUUGCUCCUAGUUUUGUUGUGGCAAUGGUGGUUUUGGUUUUAAUAUUUAUUGAAAAAGUGUUUCGUAAAACACCAAUCCAAACCAAUAGGAAACGAUAUUGGAAAAAGGCAAUACACGAAUAUUAUGCUAAGAAUGAUUAUGAAGGUGUACCCUCCUAA
Messenger RNA from Candida albicans SC5314, 1845 nucleotides. RefSeq lists its product as uncharacterized. The record is from RefSeq and is a predicted model, not a curated record. The coding region runs from base 1 to 1845 and encodes 614 amino acids. NCBI's taxonomy places the organism in Eukaryota, Fungi, Ascomycota, Pichiomycetes, Serinales, Debaryomycetaceae. The transcript has a single exon.